Podarcis lilfordi (Lilford's wall lizard) is the source of this 26001-nucleotide messenger RNA. Lineage: Eukaryota; Metazoa; Chordata; Lepidosauria; Squamata; Lacertidae. The record is from the annotation of a GenBank genome assembly.
ACAUUGUGCGAGUGUGUGGAGAGGGCUCUUCCCUCGCCAGCCUCUCUCUCUCUGCUGUUGCUGCUGCUGCUGCAGUAGUCAUGGCUGCGGACGGGGUGGACGAGCGAUCGCCUCUGCUGUCAGCCCCCAGCUCGGGCAACGUGACGCCGACGGCCCCGCCGUAUUUCCCGGACAGCAGCCCAAGAGGUAAAAAACGGCGAGGGGGGGGCAGCGUCGCCCCACCUGGCUGCCCGCACCCCAAUCUCCAGGUUCCCUUUUCUACCCCAGAGGGGGAGUUUUAUUAUUAUUAUUAUUAAUUAAUUAAUACGUAUCAUUAUUUGCAUGCACGUUCGCGUCCCCCCUCAAACUCCCUCUCGCCCCGGUGCCAACUUGUGCGGGUGCAGAUCUGGUUCGCGGCUGGGGGGGGGGGUUUCGGGAGCCGCCUCUGGGGUUUCGUACCAUUGCAGGGGUCCCCCCCCGUUUCUUUCCCUGCAUAUUCAAGGAAAGACGGGGGUUUUCUUGGGGUGGUGGAGGAAUGAGUUUGCAAUGUGUGUAGCUGCGUGUCUUUUCUCUUGUGUGUCCCUCCCCUCCAUCAGCCAUGAGUAUACAUGGUUAAUGGCAAGGAAAGAAUCGAUCACGCAGGCUUCCGCACUCUUCGCGAGUUGAGUGGGGGGCCUUUCCCCCCUCUCUCUUUUGCUUAUAAGGUGUGCGGGGGAAGGAGCAGGGGGGGCAGGGCAGGCAUCGGCGGCCCACAUGGUUCUUGUGUCCUUGAGAGAAGGUUUUCCAAGAGCCUUUCAUUCAGUCCGUAUUGCUCCCCGCCUCUUCAGUUCUGCUGAUUCAGGGGGCUCUUCCCUAAAGGACAAGGUCAGGCACACCAGAGACGACUUUUGAAGCUUGGGGGGCCUCGAUCUUUGAUAUAACAUGUAAAUAUUCUCUCUCCAGCCUGUUCCCCACCCUCCGCCUUUCUUGAUUAAAUAAAAACACACGCCCAUCUCGGAGUUAGUAGGGAAAGGGCUGGCUUACAAUGUGAGAGAUGAGAGGAGAUAACGCAGCUCAAUACAAUUUAUCAAAGAUUAUGCAAGUGCCAAAAAGGCUCCACAAGGCUGGGAUGUGCCCCUGUGGCUGGGAUGCAGGCUGUGUGUGGUUUCUCAUAGAGAUUUAGCAAGCUGAAUCUGACACUUGUGCCCUUUGACCUGGAAGCACAUGCUCCCCUUCUGUAGGUACAUGGGGCUUGCCUGAUUCUCAUUUGCACUCUUCAUAUGCCCACGAGACUCAUUUUGAUCACCACUCUGCAUGUUUCGGUGUGGAGAUCAGCUAUUGAAAAUAGGUUCUGAUGUGCAAGGAUUUCCCUUUCCUUCUCUCUUUAUCUCACCCUUGCCCUUCCACUUUUUAUGAUGGUGUGUGUUGGUGAUUGCAAUGUGGUCGAAUAGAUGGUUUAAAUCACAGCUGACAUUUAUUUGCAUAACUUGAUGGCUAGCUGUAUCCUUAAGAGAGGUGAAUAGGGAGUAGGAUUUGUUUAGGCCUCACCAGAUGAUAUGUCAACAGCAAGGGUUAAGGACCUAGUAGAUCCAGGCCUCUGGUUCUGCCUUUUAUUUACUGCCAUGUCAGGGAUGGGGAAUCUAAGGCCCUCCAGACAUUGUUAGACCAUAGCUCCCAUCAUCCCUUACCACUCUCCAAGCUGACUAGGGCAGAUGGGAAUUGUAGUCCAACAGCAACUGGAUGUCCAAAGAGUCCUCGGCCCUAAUAUGUGUCUCUUACGCUCUGUAACAACCCCUAUAGUUCUGUUGUUUGGUAGGCUCUUGUUUGAAUGGUGCUUUGUGAUUAUUAUUAUUUAGUUGUAAGGCAGACUUGGAGCAGAAUGAGUAUAAUGUUUGAAAAUACAUGCGACUGCUUAAUGAGAUUAAGGGGUUAAGCCAAAAUACACAGUUAAAUUCAGGUACUGUAGCAGCAGGGUGGAUUGAUUUGCAAUCAAACUUCAGUCAUAAAUCAUCAAGAAAAACUGCCACUUUCAAGUUGUUGAUUUUAAAUUAAGGCUCCCAUCUGCACCAUGCAUUUAAAUCAUUUGGCUUCCCCCAAAGAAUCCUGGGAACUGUUAAGGGUGCUGGAAGUUUUUUUGGACAUCCUUAUUCUUCUCUCAUUUUCCAGAGUUCCCUGGGAAGGGGGAAAGAUUGUUAGCCCACUCUGGCCAUUGUAGCUGUGUGAAGGGAACAGGGGUCUCCUAACAAUUUUCAGCACCCUUAACAAACUACAGUUCCCAGGAUUUUAGAAGGGAAGUUGUGCUUUAAAUGGGCAUUGGAUGUGUUUUGAUUAUAUGUGGAUCUGCCCUGAAUGGGCUAAUCUAACCAAUUGCAACAUUUUAAUUUACUACAGAGACUGUAUCCAAAACAUGCUUCUUAGGCCUCAAAACACUCUAGUAACUAGCAAGUAAUCCUAUUGAACACAGUGGGGCUUGUCUCUGAGGAAAUGCGCAAAGGUUUGUGCUGUACUGCCCCAUCUAGGAUUAUGGUUUUCCUAUUUUGGUGGAGAAACAGCUGUAACAUGUUGUGAUACCCAUCAGAAUCCCAAAUCCCUUUCUCUUCUCCGUCAGUAAAAAAAGAAAAGAAAAAACUGCAAACUAGUUGAGACUCGACCAGGCCACAUGUUACUCAUGGAUAAUUCAGCUCCUAGAGGCAGGAAGGUGAGGGCAAGUGAGGAAAGGGAAGGCCCUUAAUCAGAAGCUUGCAAAACUUCUCAGAAUCCCUAGAAGAAGGUUGUAAAACCCUGGGUGCAAAAUACAGAUCUAAGAGAAUGUACUUCUUUUUUGUAUUGCUCCUUCCUUUUCUUAUUUAAUUUCCACUCUGCCUCCCUGAUCUCAUUCACAUCACAUCAACACAAAGCAACCAACAAUCCAAAACUUUUGCUCAUUGCAGCUCAUGUGGUUUUGCUCAUGUGUUCCUAUCUACUUAGAGGCAGAUGAAGCCCCACAUUUCUAACAGAAGCAAGGACUGGUAGUUAUUGGUCAGAGCAUUUUAUUGUCAGGAGAUAAAAUAAGAACAUCCUUUGUUGUAUGGAUAUAGAGAAUAUAUUUAUAUCAUUUGAAAAUGGAGCACACAGAAGAGUUUGUGUAGGUAAAGAACAGGGAAAUAUGGCAGAUUAUGUAGGUGAGCACUGUGGAUGUUCUUUCUAGUGAUACAUUGGAACGGGACAUAGCUCAGUGGUAGAGCAUAUGUGCAUAUUGAAGGUCUCUGUUUCAACCCCUGACAUUUCCAGUUAGGGCCUGGAGAAGUGAACCCCUCGAGAGCCACUGCCAAUCAGUGUGGACCAGUAGUUUCCAGUUAUCUAAGUGCAGGUGCCGGGAAACACCCAAAUAAACUAUAACCUGAAAUGGCGGGAGAGAGCUGGAAAGUCCUCAAGGCUCAAAAGGAGACCCUCUCCAAAGCCCAAAGAGGACGCCAGUGAGUCAAAAGUCCAGAAAAGAAGACUCCCAAGGACUCCAAAAUUACAUGCGGGAGCUCUCGUUGUUACCCAGAUUUAUUGAAUUCAGUGGGGCUAACUCCUGGGUAAGUGGAGUUAGGAUUGCAGUCUACGUUGGCAGCUAUCACCACAGCUUGUGAUAGCAAAAUUCCAUAUUUUUCACCAUGAGCUAUGUGAAAAUGCAGUUCCUCCACUUCAUUGGAUGACCUCAGGUUCUAAUAUUAUGAAAGGGGGAGAGAAGAAAACAUCUAUCUAUUAUGCUGCCUUAUUAAACUAGCCAGUUUGUUUCAAACCAGGUUUGUGAUAACCAUGCAACGCUAAGGUGGGAUUCAUUAAAAGGGAAAACCAGACUUGGCUGAAGCCCACUUCCCAGCCACAAGGGCAGAGGAGAGGGAAGUCAGGCAUAAUUUUUUAAUGUUUCUAUAAUAUUCCCUCAUAGGAGAGAUUAUUCAGCCCCCUGAUCAUUUUGCUCGGCCUUUUUUUAAUCAAGCCCAUAAUAAGGAAAUAGGACAUGGCCUCUUGAUAUAGCAUAUGACCUCCUAGUGCCUCGUUUAAAAUGCUUGACCUCAAAUAUAUAUUUUUCCAUGAAUAUUUAUUUUCACAGAAAAGCGCCUUUGUGUUUGAUUGAAGGCUGAGAUUCAGUUAAGAGAUGAUGACUAUUGAAUCAUGUAUUAGCGCCACAAGAGCAAGCCUGCAUGAGCCUGGGCUCACCCAAUUCCCUCUCCUCUGUCCUUGUGGCUGGGAAGUGGGCUUCAGCCAAGUCUGGUUUCCCUUUUAAUGAAUCCCAGCUUAGCAUUGCAUGGUAGUCACAAACCUGGUUUGAAACAAACUGGCUAGUUUAACAAGGCGGCAUCACAAGCCAUAGUUUGACGUGGGCUUGUUAUGAAACAUGGCAGAGUUUGUUUUAAACCAGUAUCCCUGGUUCAAGCAUAACCCUAAACUAGGAUUUUAGCAAAAGUGAAAGUAACUCUUCUGAAAUCCACCUUGUGUCUGCAUGGAAGGAGGGAGCAUACAAGUUCGAUGCUUUGCUCAGGCUUGGCAAUAUAAUGUUGUGUAUACAGUAUUCACCAGCAGUAUUGAUAAGAGAAAACAGUAUUCAGAUUUCAUGUAAUUUAGGCUGCAGUCCUAACGCCAUUUACCUAGGAAUAAGCCCCAAUGAAGUAAACCUACUUCUGAGUAGACGUGGUUAGGACUGCAUUUUUCCCCUAAUGAGAGAUGUAGAAUAUACAGUGGUGCCUCGCAAGACGAAAUUAAUUCGUUCCACGAGUUUUUUCGUCUAGCGAAUUUUUCGUCUUGCGAAGCACAAAAUCCCAUAGGAAUGCAUUGAAAUUCAAUUAAUGCGUUCCUAUGGUCAAAAAAAGUCCAAACAAAGCCAAAUUUGGUACAACAAGAGUUUAUUAAGUGCUCUUUAAAGUCACACAUACUGUAAAGAGCAUUUCAAAAAUUGAAGGAACAGUAAAUUCAAAAAUUGAAGGAACAAUAAAAAUCAGAAAAAUUCAGAAAAAAACCACACAAGCUCCCAGAUUCUUGCAAACCCCUCCUCAACUGUUCCCCCAGCCACCCACCACACAGAAAUUCAAACCCAGAAUUUUUUUUAAAAAAAACAGCAGAGUGGCCCAAUGGUCACAAAAAAUCAUAAAAAUGCAGAAAAAAACCACACAAGCUUCCAGAUUCUUGCAAACCCCUCCCCAACACCAAGUCCUUGAAUUCCAAACACCCCAACCCAAAAUCCAAAACCCCCCAAAAAGUUUUAAAGUUUAACUUACCAAAUGGCUGCAAAAGAAGUUUUGGAAAAGCUUCAAAAAUUGCCAAAGUCUUCAAAAACCUCAAAAAAAGGCUACCACACUGCGUGCUAUGAGUUGCUCCUCGAAGUCAAGUCGCAACUGCACCUCUUCAAGCAAUGCACCUUGGGUUUUAAGGGUUUUACGAAAAAGGAAACAAACUUGCAAGACGUUUUCGUCUUGCGAAGCAAGCCCAUAGGGAAAUUCGUCUUGCGAAGCAGCUCAAAAACCGCAAAACCCUUUCGUCUAGCGAGUUUUUCGUCUUGCGAGGCAUUCGUCUUGCGGGGCACCACUGUAUAAAGUUUUUUAAAAAACAAAUAAAUAAAUAUGGUUUAAGUCACCUAAAACAUGCAUUUAAAAUGAUGACCUUCAAAAUAUUUUUAGGAACCCUAAAGUACAAAGAAAAUCCUGUGGCACAUAAUAGCACUCCAACUAAAUGAGGCUGUAAACCUGCAGAAUGUGAUCUGGCAGCAACACAAAAGUGAACCUUCCCUAUAGCGGUGCCAACUUCUGGAAUGCUCUCCUUUCUGUGAUUUGGGAGUGCACCCAAAUUUCAUUAAAAACUCAUUUGUUUGUUCAGACAUUCUCUGACUAGUACAUUGAUUCUGCUACACUAUACCAUUAAUGAUACCCAUAACACUUUUUUUUUAUAAAAAAAAAGUGAGAUGGUUUUAAUGCAGUUUUGUUUCUAUCUCUGUAAACUGCUUUGAGAUUUAAUUGUAAUGGCAAGCUGUAUAAAAAAAACCCUAUCUAAAGAAAUAACCCUCACAAUCUUCAACAGAUAGGAAAGAUGAAAGCCACACUUAGUUCACUAUUUGGCUGCAUAUUUGACAAGUAAGUACUUGUGGUGUGGUCAAGCCAAAGUGAAGUACUUGAAAAACUACAUGUGCUGAAAUCUGGGCAGCUUGAAAAGUGCUAAAUGUUAGCUGGAUAAUGCCCUUAGUGAUUUCAGACAACAAGACAAGAAAAAAACACAUAAGCUUCCUUCUUACUAGGAAGCACAUGAAUACAUUUUUAAUACUUAGCAUUUAAAUAAAUAUAGGACAGUAGCAUUCAGUGUUAACAGGACAUUCCAGAGACAAGAAGUGUGUGUUGGUAAACACUGGACACUAACAUACUUCUUGUGGGAAAUCACUGUCAAACAUUACUAUGCAUGAGUGCUAGUUAGUGCAUGAAAGGGUUAAGACCAGAGAGGUCUGUUCCUAGACUCAGCUAGGUCACAUCCCCUUACCUCUGUGAGGGAGGAAGUGAAGCUGCUUCUCUUCCUUUCUGUCACUCUCUUCCAGCCAUGUAAUCGAUCAGGGCGGAUGUGUCUGAACCAGCUCCAGAUUUCAGACCAAAUGUCUGAAACUAUAUUCAGUAUUUUGUAUUCCUUGUUUCUUCAUGGAAUAACACAUGAACCAGACAUUUGGAUUUAGUAAGUAAAGCUUUUUAACUUACUCAACAGUGUGUGCGUUCUGAUCAUUGCUAGAUAGGUAAAGAGAGGGGACAAGAAUUGUAAGCAAACUAAAAGGGAUAUGUGAAAGGGUUCAACAACCUAUAUCCCAAGCUAUGCUGCUGGUUAAGAGAGUGUUUCUAACACUGCUGAGGGAUCUCUCACACUCUCAGAGUGUACAAAGUCCCAUGUUUUGAAUCUAGGCACCCAGCUGAUACUUUUGUUAAUUACUCACAUGUGGGUGAGAUCUUUUUCCACUUCCACAUUUCUGACGUAUAAUUACAAAGCAGCUCUUUGCUUUGGCAUGAACAUGAACACUAGAUUCUACAGUCCUGUAUCUCUUCAUCUUCUAAUAGUUGUUCUUUUAGGAAAUGAGUUUAAUGUACGUUUUUAUGUUGUGAACCUAUUUCAGAUUUUCUUCACACUAAGCAGUAUAACAGAUAUUUUAAAUAAUAAAAGUUAUUGCCAACUUUAGAAAUGGAUUCCCAAAUUAAUGAACUUAAAUGUGUGAAUAAAGGAUAAGAAAUGAUAAACAAUGAAACUGGUCAGAGCAUAUGCAAAAAGCCUUCCUCAUUAAUAUCAAUGACAGGGGUGGAGUUUUGCACGGAUAAUGAAGUGAACAUGUGGCGCUGCCAUUGAUAAUAAAGUGAGGAAGUCUGAGCACAUGGUGUGGAGGUUCCUUCUGUGCAACGAGACGAUAAAUCUUUGGAUGUGAGAAGUGAUGAGGAACGUGUGACAUCUCAGAUGUUGGACAUCCACAAGGAUCUGUGCUUGAAUCAAAGUAUUUGUGGUGCUGACAAGAACUAUGUGGUUUUUACUGGACAGCCUACCAGUGUAAUACUUUGUCUGAUGGUGCAUAUUUUGGCUUCCCAUGUAAAAUCAUGCCAAUUCAAGAAGAUCCAUUUUAAGACUACUGGAUCUGACUUCUACCCAGAGAUCAUGGAUAAGUUACAAGUGUGUGUGUGUGCAUGUGUGUGUGCUUUCUGACCAUCAAGAAAGGGGAGUGUGAUUCAGGAGAUGGGGGAAAGACACAACCAGAGAGGGUGGUGCCCAAAGCACAAUCUCAAAUUCCAAAUGUGUUCACUUCACCGGCCUAAAAAGUGGCAAACCCAUCUGGCCUUACUGCUUUUGGCACUCAUACAAAGCCACCACUUAAAAUCAAGUGGGGGACUGCUUGCCCCCUGCCCAUGUCCUGUGUUGUUCUGAGGGUCCCCCAACCCUCUGGAGUGGAUUUCUGUGGUGCACAGGAGGACACAGUGGGACAGGAGGUAAGAAGUGUCCAUUGCAUGAGUGAAAAUCUGCUCAGGGAAGUUAAGAUCCAAGUCAGUAGCUAGUCCAAAGAGCUUUAUAACUUGACAACAUAUUUGAACCCGUCCCCGCUACCUGCCCAGAGCUCCAUCCAUUACAACAUCAUAUAGAAUGGGGUUAGCUUCCGGUUUCCCUAGCUGAAGACUAGGUGUAGGAUGCUAGGAGUGUUCUGUAUUUAAUAAAUUCAUGUAAUUCGUGCACGAGGUACUGAAGUUUGUCUUGAUUUAUGUACAAUUUUAAAAGCAAGCCCAAGUGACUAGCUGAAAGACUUCUUGCUAAAUAGGGCUCUGCAGCCUUGCUCAGUUAAUACAAAGCAAUUGUGCCACAUGGUUAACUGUACACAAAAGAGACACUUCAAAACAAAUUAUACUGAAGACAGAAUCUGUGGGAUCAGUUGAGUGUUCUCAUUUUUCAAAAACGAAAAGCUUGCAUAUGCUUUCUUCGCCUAGAUGUCAACACUUGUGUCAAGGCUGUGGUUUCUCUGUAGCCAUUUCGAAUUCUCCUGAGCAGUGAAUGUAUCUAGUGGCCUUGAUUGCAGAAGCCUUGUCUCUGUGUGUUCUGAUAAUAAGAUUGCUAAUUAUUUUAAUGGAAGCCUGUCAGAGCUGGCAUACAGAUGCUAACCUGCUUCAUUCCAGUAUCUCCUUUUCAAAAUGCCGCUGUUAGUGUAAUGAGUUCUGCCUUGUCAGAAGAAUGAGAUUGUCCACAUGCAUUUUCUUUAAGCAGAGAUCCUGCUGAUAGUGAUGUGUCUUCCUGCAGCUGAGCAUACCUGUGUACCUGUGGAGAAUAGGUGGUGAUAAUGGAGAACUAGUGAUAACUAUCUAUGGCCACCGGAUAGUAACAGGUAGACCAUGCUAUGCUUUACACUAAUUUAAUAUUUUAAUUGUUGGCAUUUACAUCUGCCACAUUCCCCCCCUUUCAUCAAAAUGGGAAUCUAUAGUAUCCCACUCAUGUAUCAUGUGAUUCCACCUAAUCAAGGACCAUUCCUCUUGUUAUUGCUGAUUAAAUUGCCACUCUGGUGUGGUUCCGGCCUGGGUAGAAUUUUGGAAUACUAUUCUUGAAAACACUGGGUUCUUCUGAACAUAAAUCAAAGAAGAAUAUAGGUGUUUUGUAUCUUCCAUCCUUGGCUUCAUAUUUGACCAAGGAUGAAAAUGUGCAUCCAUUAUUUAAUUGGAUCUAAGAUAAAAAGAAGCAGAGUUUUGGUUUUACUUCUUGCUUGACCUAAUUAUCUCCUACCUCCCCUGAUUGACGUCGAUAAGCAGCUAUAAAUCUCUCAAUGUUAGUGCCAAUGGUAUGAAUCAAACUUUAUUACUUCAAGGAUGCUGGAAAGGCUUGUAGCUUGUAAAACUAACAAGACUUACUGGAAAUAACCAGAAAGCAGGAACAAAAGAAAGAGUUUUAUGCACAUUUCAUCCCUGCCAGUAUAUUCUCUACUGAAUAAUACAUCGACCCAUCUUUAUGUCUCAGGUUACUGGUAAAUCUUGAUUUAUGUUCCAGGAAGUGUAUGAAACAGUGGCAGGAUCCUUUACUAACCUAGCUUCUACUUCUGUUUACUUGUUUGUCCUAAUAAACUCCUGAAGUGCUACUAACUUGGUGUUGGAGAUCCUCUAUAUGCAUGUUUUACAAGGUUCUUGUAAGCUUGUGCUCACCUUUUGCCCAGUUCACAAUGCACCUUGCUUGACUAAGCUAAAUGCCACUGUUGCCUCCACUACUUCUGAAGGAAACCAGGUUUCCAUGUAUCGUAACAUGUACAGUAGGACCAGAUGGAGAGUGACCUGGUUCACAUGUUAUACUUACCAUGACCACAUGGAUGUGCUGGCUCCUGGAGAGGAACUUGCACCUGUCUACUUUGGCCUCUCUGGGCGUUUUAGCUCUGCUCAGUGAGGCAGCUAUGCCAUGUCCGGCUUAGCAUGUUUUCUGAAAUGCGGAUCAUGGUGAUGCUCUCUUCUUAAUCAUGAUCUGAAGCCAAGGUCUGUCCUAUGGUUAUAGGUCAUGGUUAAGUAGGAGAGAUCUUAAGCAUGAUCACAGGCAGGUGGGGAAAGAUGGCAGGGCAAAGAGGGCGAGGCAUUGUCUGUUUGCCUCCACUCACCUGUAUUUCCCAGUUUGAUGGGCCUGCAACAGCCUCUCCCCUUGAGCCAGAAAGCAAAAAGACUCCUUCCUCCCUGUCAGCCUGGAUAGCUCAGUUGGUUAGAGUAUGGUGCUGAUAAUGCCAAGGUUGGAAGUUCAACCCCUGUAUGGGGCAGCUGCAUAUUCCUGCAUGGUAGGGGGUUGGACUAGAUGAUCCACAGGUUCCCUUCCAGCUCCGUGAUUUCAUGAUUCUAUGACUUGGCUGUGCAGAAAUGUCUUUGAGAAGGGCUGCCACUGUUGCCCCUUGGCUCAAGUUAGGAAUUGCCUGGUGGAAACUUUUUGGACUAUAUUUGGAUUCUUCCAAGACAUCAAGCGCUGGAGAAGUUUUGAACAUAUUUUGAUGAAUGUAGCUCUUCCCCCUAUUUUACACAAUCUGCAAUAUGCCAUAAAUUGCUCAGGUGGAUUUCUUUAGGCUUUAAUACUAUCAGAGGUCAACAUACUUUUCUGAUAACUUUUAUUGCCCUAUUCUGUAGAAAUGGGCACCUGGGAAUCCAAGCUAAGGUGAAGAAUACUUUCUUCAGCCUUCUCCAGCUGGCACAUCUUUGGGUCUCUCUAUGCCAAUUUUGGUGACUUGCAAAAACAGUUGUUGGUAAACACAGUCGCUGAGUGUAGGCGGAUACUUUUGAUGUCUCACAUAAGAGACACUUUUCUGUGCAUGCAGAAUUUAGAUUUCUGAGAAAUGUAGUGUCCUCUUGAUGAAGAAAGGGCUGUAGCUUAGUGGUAGAAUUCGGUCCCAGAUUAAAUCUCUGACCUAUCCAAUUACAUUUUUAAAAGCAUCUUAGUAGAGACGGGAAAGAUCUCUGCCCAAGUCCCUGGAAAGCUGCUUUGAAUCAGAGCAGAGACAAUACUUAGCCUGCUGUUCCAAUGGCUUUGCGAAUAUAGUCCCUAUCCCUUAUGAAAAAUAUCCACAUGCAGGAAAGACUCAAGUGCCGAAACCAGAACAGAGCAUGAACAUGAAGAAAUGUAGACAGUCAGCUGUGGUGCAUGUACCUGAUGAAGUAAACUUUAGUUCACAAAAGCUUAUGCCAUGUCAACAUGUUAGUCUUUAAGGUGCCACAAAACUUUGUUGUGCUUGAGACUAUCUGUGACACAUUGGUAGGAGGGCACAGAGGUUAAGUUUCCCUGCCUUUAUCUGUUGGUACAAUUAGCUCCAGUCUGUACAGGGAGAACUUGUAGGAAUCAAAUCCCCACCCCAAGAGUAUGGCUAGAGUGCAUCUUUCUAGUGAUGUAUGAAAAUAACUUGAGUUUUCUGUUCUCAGGGUUGGAUGCUACCAGUUAAGUUAUAGUUUGAUUCAUGUGGAUAUCAUGUCAGUUGCUGGAGAAGCAGUUAUAACAUCCCAUGAUACCUUCAGCAGAAGCUGCCAAAGACUCAUCAAAGCUGUUCAUUGUGAGAACAUCUCCUUUCCGAAAGCCCUUGUGUUGUGCUUAUUGAUGCUGUUCCUCAUUUUAGACCUUAAUCUGUGGUAAAUAUGUAGUCUGUAUAAUUAUUAAGCAUUGGCAAUGUACCUGAACCUAUACAGAACUUUAAAUUGACAUAGAGGGCUUAUAGUUGACCUGUGCAUCUUCCUGAAGGGUUGGUCUGAUAGCUCUGGGUGUAUGACUGACCUUUCCUAGCAAGGUGCUGUAUUAUAAUCAAUUGCUCCUCUUUCUGUUCCUUGUGAUUUACACCUUAGACAAAUCUUCACAAAUGCAUUUGAAGCUGGCAAGCAAAUUCUCCAGAAUAUAAAGGACCUGUUUUUGUAAAGGAGGUUAGAACAAAGGUUUUGUAGGAGAAGUGAAAAGUCAGUUAUGUUUGGGGAAAACAUUGCAUAGGGCAGAGGGAUGAAGGGCUUUAAACUGCGUACAGUAAGAAGGAAGGGCUGUUUGGGAAACAGUGAAGUUUGUAAGGAGGGUUAGCAAGAAAAGCUUGGAAGACUAUUUUUGGUAUAAGAACAAUCAAAUAUAUGUCUGGAAAGCAGGCACUGGAGUGAAUGAGAGGCACAGUUGGCAGAGCCCUAGGGAGGAAGGAGACGUCAAGGGUCUUGGACAGAACCGCACACAAAGCCUAGUAACAGGAACAUUUUGUACUGUGGGCAGUUUACCCCCCGCUCAAUCUCAUUUCACUUUUAAGUUGUAUACCGCCUUUCUCUAUUACUAUUAACAAGCCGGUUUACAACGACAAAAUAUACAACGAAGAUCAUCCACCUUACAAUAAUCUGAUCCAAUACAAUAAGGUCAUAAUAAAAACAUAACCUUAACAUAAACUCCGCUGGGAGGACUCAGCAGGCUUUGCUCUUGUGUCCAUGAUUAUCUGCGGGGUCUGGAUGGACUUUGCAGGUCAGGUUGGAGCUCCAGGAACACACAAUUCACUUGUAGCCCUACAGAAAGGAAAAACUCUGGUGUAUUGAAACCCUUGCAUGCCCUCUGAUUUUCCCCAUGCUCAGUUGUAAACUUAUAUUUUACUCAUUGUUCUUCUAUUUUUUAAAAUUUAUUUGUUGAUAUCGUGAUACAUAUGUGAAAUAUUUACAUAGUAUUGUUCUAUAUAUUUGGUGGGGUGGUGGUGAUGAUGGCAAGCAUUAUAAAAUCUAGGCUUCUUUUUCUAAUUUCCUAUCAGAGUCUACAAUGCUAUGUUGCAUCACAGGUUUGUUUGUUUUUAUUAACCAUUUUUGAUAUUAAGAACGGAAUUAAUGUUUGCCUCCUGUACCUAGCCCUUCAGUAGUCCAACUGCCUCCCUGCUUGUAACUGUUUACAGUAUUGCAGAAAUGCUUGCAGUGUUACUGGAGCUGUUCUGUCACAUCAUAUUGCUUUCCGGCUUAGUGAUGGGAUGUCCUUGCAGCUCCUAUAUUCUCAUGCCCUAGUUUUGUAACCACAUGUGGUAUGCAACUUGGUGGAGAAAAAGAAGCUGCUUCAGCCAUUCAAGUAAAUGGAGGGGAAAGGGUGGUUUAAGGUACUGUAAUAAUAUACCUUUGUGAUACAAGGAGUUGGAAAUGCAGUGAGAAAUGCUCAGGAGUUUAUUCCUGAUAGCAUAUUCAAAUGAUCAGAAAAAGGACAUAGUUCACUCUUCUUGGGACAGUAUGAGUUCAGAAUGGAAGAUCAUACACUAGCUUUUUUUGUUACCUGUGAUUAUUUUUGUGGAAGAAAAGCCAUAUUUAUUUUACCAAAAAAAUCUUUGUUUUGUUCUCAAUUGGGGUACAAGCCAGGAGGGAAAAAACACACGUUUGCAUUUCUUCUUCUUAGAUUUAGCUCAGGGGAGAGCAAGGGAGCACUUUGGUACCAUGACAUGCCUUCAACAAGGCUAUUUGAUUUCCGAACUGCCAUUUAAUUUGAGAGCUGGGAGGAAGAGUUGAAAUUUAAAUAGGAGAUGAAUUAAUCAUCUGUGAGAUGUUACUCAUUCUGCCUUAAGAGUAAUUUGGCUUAGUCUGCUCGCUUUCGCCUUGCACUUCCUUUUGCCGAGAUUGAUAGGGAACUGAGAGGACUACUUUAGUCCCUGUUGUACUUUAUCUCAAGUGAAACAAUGUCUUGAUUUCAGCAGUUGUCUGUUCCUUGAUUAAAAGGUGUUGUUUGGCAUAAUGGACAAGUGGGUUAUCUGCAAGGUUGGUGUUAUCUAUUAGUUUAAUGUUGCCUGUGCAACUGCAUGUUGGACACUCAGGACAGACCAAAGGAAGCACGUACUUAACACAGCACAGUUAAACUAUGGAACUCACUAGCACAAUAAGUAGUCGUGGCCACCAACACGAAUGCCUUUAAAAGGGGUUUACACAAAUUUGCAGAAAAUAAGGUUAUCAGUGGCUGAUAGCUUGUAUCUUGCUUGUGAAGAAGUGGUGAAAGUGUUAUUGCACUCCUAUCCUGCUUACAGACUUCCCACAGACAUUUAGCUGGACACUGCGUGUAGGAAGAAGAUGCUGAACUUGCUGGGCUUAUAGUCUGAUCCAGCAGUGCUCUUCUUACAUUCUUAUGAUGCUUUGCCUUUCAUUUUAUUGCUAGGAUUAUUCUCCAACCCUUUCACGUGUUUGCUUAUUCUGAUGCAUUUUACUUUUCAUCCUUUCCUUGCAGCAGAACUCCCGCCACCGUAUACCGCCAUUGCCAGCCCAGAUGCCAGUGGCAUUCCUGUAAUAAAUUGCCGUGUGUGCCAGUCAUUAAUCAAUUUGGAAGGGAAGCUUCACCAGCAUGUUGUCAAAUGCACAGAUUGCAAUGAAGCUACGGUAAAUGACUUUGCGGGCUUCUCGCUCUCGUGACAUGUUUUAUUAUGCCCUUUCACAAUAGAAGAGACUCACAUCGGUGUGACUGCUCAGCAGCUGAGAAUUAGCAUGCAGUAUGAGGAUCAUUUGGAUGCAAGGAAAGCCACUUUGAGUAGAAAACAGUAACCAGAUGAUGAUGUAACUAAUUCAUAGACGCUACACUUAUGGAGAUAGUAGUUCCCAUGGCCUAUAAUUAAGUCCGGAAUGAGUAGCUUCUCUAUUUGCAGUCCAGUCCAGGUGUGGUCAGUUUCUGUAUUCUGCAGUGCUUUAUGCAGAUCUUAUAGUUUGCCAAAUCACCAUUUUAAGAGCGUAAAAUCCUGACUGCCUACUAUUAUCACUAAAAUGUAAGAGAAAGAAAAAAGAGCAUCUUCCACUCACUCGUAUUAACAAUAAAAAAUAAUUCAUCAGUCCUGGCUUAAACAUGCACAUUAAUAUAUGCAGUCCAUAUGUCCAAAUAGAUAGCCAAACAAGAAUGACAAUUAGAAGAUGCACUUUCAGAUACAGAAAGGGAAGUGAGAUCUUUGGACCGCUGGGUAAUAGAUGGUGGACCUCUCUUUUUUCUACUGUGUGUGUGAUGGUGGGAAUUAAAAUUAACUUGCUUACAUUUCUAUCUUUAAAUACAAAAAACCUGGUUAUAAUGGAAAUAUAAAAACAUUAAAAUAAGUGCACCCAGUCCAUAAACUUUCUGUACUAACACAUAACUGGCUACUGCUGGUCCAGCCCUUUGACACGUAAGGCAGUAUUCGAUGCACUUGUUCUGUUGGGACAAGGAUUUACACUUGUGCAACAAAACUCCCUUUCCCCCUCAUCCUGUGCACAGCCUCCCCAAAUCUGCUCCAGAGGGUUGGGGAAAACCCCAGAGCAGAUUUAGUGGGAGUUGUGUAUGCAGGGAAGUUCUGUUUAACAAGCAUAAAUCCUUCCUGUAGUGGAGAUAUUUCGCACAGCUUUGAAUGCAAUCCAUAAUGCUUAUGUGUAAGUUAUGCUCAUGUGGCUGGCAUGUGCACCUGUAGAUAGGAUUAUAAUCUUUGUUACUGUUUUUGAAGUUUGCUUAAAUUUUUAUUGCUUUUAUUUAAUUGCUUUUGUUUUGUCCAGCACUUCCUUUAACUUGUAAUUAAAGUACUAUUGGUAUGUAAGGAUAUAUAUGCUUGUGUAACAACUGUUUUCAUGUGAUUUGUAUCUAAUAGUACCAUAAACAGCUUGUGGAGUCCAAAGAUCAUCCUGUGCUCUGUCCAUCCCCAGUGGCAUGCUGCCUGUGGUUUAUUUUUUAAACAUAGAAGUACAUUUUUUUUUAACUUCGUGCAGUCUGUUUUUCUUUUCUUAGCAGAAUACUGUAAUGUCCUGCAUGCCAGCUAUUGCCCUAACACUUCCCUCCCACUGUUGCAGUUUUUUUUCCUAUUGACUUUUUAAACCGGAUUGUUCAUAUCCCAUGCCCUCUUCCACCUUGACUAAUAUUCAUCACAUUUCUGUUUUUUCCUCUCCCUAACACUGAAAUGGCCCAAUAAGUGGUGGAAUCCUCCCUUUGGCCCCCUCUAUUUCAGCCUUGUAAAAUCUAUCAUUUCUGCACAUUUAGUUUUUGCCUAGUCUCAAGAUUGCACUCAACACUAAAGAGUGAAUGAAGAACAAAAAGAAAGUAAAAGAAAUGUAAAAAGUGUUCUAACAAAUAGGUGUUGGCACAGACCUGCCUUAAAUUAUUUGAAAUAUCACCAUGCUAGAAUCAGUUGUUAUGCCUUGAAUAUCUAUGUAGUCUUCCACCUUGAGUUUUAACUUUUCUGUCAGUCUGUUUAAUCACUGUAGAAUAUUUUUCUUUUGACAGUCGGUACAUUAUAUAUGUAAUUGCUUUUUCUUGUUUUGUGUAGCCAAUCAAAAACCCUCCUUCAGGGAAAAAGUAUGUUAGAUGUCCGUGUAAUUGUCUGCUUAUCUGUAAGGAUACGUCACGGAGGAUAGGAUGUCCAAGACCCAACUGGUAAGGGCAAACCAAAUUAUAAUUUGCUUUUUCUCUUUGGUUUUUCACACACACAAAAUGGUCUGACUGUUGUGAUAUAAAUAGUAUAAGGAAUAUAAAAAAAAGAAUAUUGCCUCUGGCUAUUUCUCUGUUUAAUGUUUCACAUAAAUUUGUGGCUGCUAACCUCUGCAGAACUAAAUCAAUCUUUACCAAGGACAAAGAAGAAAAAUAACUUCUGCUUCUACUGUGCUAGAGAUCAUGGGAAAGACAGAAAGAUGGAUGCCUCUUGCACGAGAUAAAAGGCAAAAACAUCAUAUUUGAUAUUAGGAAUGGAACAAGUAAAGAAGUGGCUGCAAAGGAACCAUUGGGUGCAUUUAAACCGCACACCCAAUGGUUUCUUAGCUGGUGGGGCUUGCAUUUGGCACAUUUUUUUUAUUUUGUACCAAUUACAUGCCCCGCUGGGAUUGCCUUACUGAGGAAACUUAUGAAAUUAGGGGCUGCAAUUGGCACCAGUUGCACUCAUUGUCACUGGCUGCAGCUGCUGCUGGGAUUCACUGCACUCCAGAGUGCCUGGUCAGGAGCACGCCCCCCCCCCCCCCGGUGUAGCCAGUCCCUGCCACCCUGGGGGUGGUUGUCAGUGCUGAUCAGCUGAUUGGCCCUGACUGCUGCACCUGCUGAGACUGUUUGCAGGGGUGUUUUUUGCAGACCAGCUAGGUACUUCUGUGGGAAACUGCUAGAUACACAGCUAUUACAGUAUCGUUACUGCCUAACAACUACAAAUAACCCAUCUUUUCUCCAGUAAACACUUCUUACGUACUGAAUGUAGUCAGAUUGAUUUAAUACUAAUUUUAUUCUUUAUAACACAGCAGUAGUAAGACCUCUCUUUGUAAUAGGCAGUAAUGGUGCAAGUCUAGGAAUGUUUGUUCAGAAAUAAUUUUCAAUAUAUUCAGUAGAGUUUUGGUCCCAAGUGUUUAGUAUUGCAGUAAAUCAAAAUGAAGAAGCGUAGGAAAGAGGAGGGUACUUCAGUAUAUCCAGGAGAAACACAAUAAGCCAAUGUAUUAGUGCACACUGCUGUUUUAUGGAAUGCCUAAUCCUAUAUUGUGUUGGUAUAGGAGCAGCAGAACAUAGGAUGUAUGUUAGGAGCCCCAGUUCAGAACUGUGUAACACCUUACUCCCUACUUCCAGCAGUAGGAGCCUCUGUCUCUUCCUGCGCCAAGGACUGCACUAGUUAUUGAUGCUGACACACUGAUGACAUUUGGGGAAACAGUGGGGCUCUGUACUGCGCCAAAGUACCCAUUUGCCUCUACAAACAAUGCAUCCAAGUGCUUGAGAAAGGGUUCAGCCAAGGAGUAGAAUGGUGGCUUAUCUGUGUAAUGGUAUGGAGCUUAGACAGUGCAUACAUUGCUGCUUUAGUUUUGUGGCCAUUCAAAUUACAAAGUGAUAGGGUUGCUUGAGAAAGACUGGCUUCAAGGCAAUGUAUUCAACUUAGAUAUCAGUGCCUAGUGAGCAAGGUGAUAUAUUUGAGGACUAAUGCAUAAAGUAUGCAUCUCUACAACAAAGGUUUGUAUUGUAACCUUAUCAGUUUUGCCUUAUCUGUUUUGUAUCUUAAAAUGUUGCUUGGGGUUUGAUGUUAGAACAGGCCCAUUUUAGGUGGGCCAAAUCGGAACAAGCUUUCAUUGUUGAAGAUAUAUGGCUAGGGAAUACCUUUUUUCUGUGCUGUAUACAAUGACAUGAUGGGUUUACUUUUCUCCAUACAGUAGGCGAAUCAUUAAUCUUGGUCCAGUUAUGUUGAUUCCAGAGGAGCAGCCAGCACAGCCUGCAAUUCCUGUUCAGCCAGAAGGCACUAGAGUGGUGUGUGGGCACUGUGGAAAUACAUUCCUGGUAAGUAGAGUCCAAAUACCUUAUACGUGAGGCAUCACUAUUUGCCCUCAAAGAACCAACUCAUUUUUGUCAAGCAUUGGCUUCGUAACUCCCUUAGGAUAUUCAGUCUAUGUUUUAGUUUUCUCUUCUGCCAGUUGCCAGAGCUGGUCUUAAUGUCUGGGGUGGUUCCCUAAUAAAAUGUUAGCUUUUCAUCUAAGAAUAUGGUUUUUCUUCUGUCUAGAAGGAGAUGUUCAACAUUGGCAUGUUCAGGUAAAAUAAUUAGGCUGCAGAUAAUGUUAAAGUCCUCUCCAUAAGCUACUGGCAGUCCGUGUAGACUAUAAUGGGCUAUUAGAUCGACAAAUAGUUUGACUUGGUUUAAGAUCUCGUCUGAUGUUAAGACUUUAAACAAUUUCCUUAAUCAUGCCAUGUUUAGUUUCUGGUAACUUUCUUCAGUUGCCCUUUCCUCUUGAGACCAUUCUCUGCGGAAAACAUUGCAGACAAAAGGGGGUGAUCUUGAUCAAUGCUUGAAGUUGGAAGAAAAAGGAAGUGGGAUGGUUUUGAUUUCUAUUAGACCAAACUUAAAUUUAGCCUGUUUUCCAUUAACCAUCUUUAACUGCAUAAGCUGUCUGCUAACAAGUUUGAAUUAGUGCAUUCACACUUCGAUAACUUACUAAUUAUUUCCAUCAUUACCAUGAAAAGAACAGAGUUGCUAUAAAGGAAGUUAACACCAUAAAUGUAUAUGGCACAAUAUUGGGCAUCACGAGACAUAAUAUUAGGUGUGCUGUACCAUCAAAAAGUUUUUAGAUAUUUGUAUUAUGGAAUUACCUGCACUUAAAUGCCACAGAGGCAGGGCAAGAACUGUAGUCUGCAUGAUGAUGUCCCUUACCCAACCAUUGUUUUAUAUUAAUUGUCUGCAUAUGACAUUAAGGUAUGCUGGGCAUCGUUUGCCCAAAACAGCCUGGCACGCCUAAUUCGGCCCAUGGACUGAAGGUUGCCCAUCACUGGUUUAAUGUGAAUAAGCUGUAUGCUGCUCAAAAGUUCCUGUGGCACUCCUCUCUUGCUCCAGCUGCUAACACACCACAGGCAAAACAAGUUAAGACUCUGGCUACCAUGUUGUCUGAGCCCAGAUUUGUGAAGCUGAAAGUUGGAAGAUUCAGGACAAACAGAAGGAGGUGCUUCUUAUACACUGCAUAGUUAAGCUAUGGCAUUUGCUCUUCCAAGGUGUAAGUAAGGAUGGCCAACAAUGUGAAAUGCUUUAAAUCGGGAUUAGACAAAUUCAUGGAGCAAAAGACUAUUGUUGUAUACUACCUCCAGGAUCUGGGGAAGUGUGCUUCUGUAUACCAGUUGCCAGAAAUCAGAUGGCAAUAUUGCUGUUGCACUCAGGUAUAGCUUGUAGUCUUCCCUUUGGUUGGCCACAGUGAGAACAGGAUGCGGGACUAAAUAGGCCUUUGGUAUGAUUCAGCAGAGUUCUUAUAUCGUUCUAUUGGUGCUAAUAGCAGGUUCAGUAGGUUUUUUUCCCAUUGGGACUGCAGUUUUGAGCGAAAAGGUCCUGAUCUAAGCCGGAGGCCACAUGGUUUUUUAAAUAAACAUACCAAUUGGAGGAUGAAGUACCAACUAAGGAGUACCAACAAUAUAAUCCUAGGGGGGUGCAUGUGUCUAGUUUCGAAAGAAGAGUAAUAGCUGCAUUAGUGACAUGAAAGUGCUACUGCCAUAUAUAAACAGAGUGUAUAGUACGUCAGACAUCCUAGUAAGCAGCAAGUCAUGGGAAAUCGUUUUGUAAGGAAAUCCCAAACCACAGAGUGUGGGGAUACUGCUUGCAAAAGGGCAUCCCAGUGACGGAAGGAAACAAGAAAUAAAAACUAAGUGAAGCAUGAGAAGUAAAAUCUUGUGCUGUGAUUCCCAGUGACAUUUAACACGAAGCAAAAUAAACAGUUUUCAUACUGGCAUUUUUUCAGCACUUCCUUCCUUAUUUAUUACAGUGGAUGGAACUGAGAUUCAACACUUUGGCAAAGUGCCCACACUGCAAAAAAAUGUAAGUUUCAACAAGUGCUUUUACUAAUGUUGUUAUUUUGGGGGAUAUAUGUAUUUGAAAUAUAAUCCCUCAGUCAUUGGACAAAACAUUUGUAAAUGCUGAUAAUGAAUGUCAGUGCACCCUUCUCUUGUCAUUUCUAAAUUUCCUUAGUCAAAAACUAUUGAAAAUUAUUACUGAAUUGGAAAUGCUUGGAUACAGAGAGAAACAGUUGCUGAAAGAAAUAUUAAUUUCCUAUUUAGCAUGAAAUGGUAUUUUUAAAACCACAGUUUUGGAGCAAGUAUAUGAAGAGCAAAUAAGUUUUUCUUUGUUGAUAUGAAAAAUAUGCAUGCUACUUUCUUUAGUGCAGCAAUUUAAUUAAACUAGAAACAAUAAUAAAAAGCAAUUUAUUACCUGUUUUGAUUAUUGUUGUGAUGGUCAUUUUGAUAAUGCCUACAGAUUAACCUGAUAGAAGUUCUUACUGGAACACUUCUUGACGAUGAAUAAUAGGCUUAGAACAAUAAACAAAACAAAACAGUAUCAGUAAGAGAACAGCCUUCCUGGAACAGUAGCAAUGACAUCUAAUAGUGCUACUAAAAUGAAUGAAUAGUUUGCACUAUUGUAUCAUUUUUGCAAUUGAAAAGCUCUGAAAGAAAUUUUGCUUAAUUUUCAUGAUGCUACAGAGACUAAAUGGUUGUGUGCACAUUUUAAAAUGAAGCUAUAUUACAACUUUCUAACUAUAAUUCAGAACAGGAAUUGCAUCCAGAUUCCUAUGGUACUUUAGUGACGUGGCAGGCUUGUGGUGGUGUGAAACCUCUUGCCAUACUGACAGAAGAGUGGUGAAACACAGGGUAGGAAAGUAGUGGCCAGACAGCAUGUGAGCCCAGUCCAGGUUGAAAGGGUACAUGGCUGAGCACAAGUGGGUGUGCACACAGGGGUAAGAGAGGGGAGAGCUGAUGGGGUUUUUGGAGUGAAGGGUGACAUGAAAUAACAUGGGAAGAGGACUAAGGCACAGGAAAGACUUGGAAACUCCUUGGUUCAGUUAUAUCUUGUGCGAGGUGAACGCUCUACCUCCUUCCACAUUUUGAAGCCAUUUAAGUGAGGGAGGAACAAAAAUGAGGGAGGAAAAUGAAGUGUAUCAAGACAGUUCUUGAUAACUGGGCUUGCUGCAGAACUUUCUGUACUUGGUAUAGAUACGUAAUUUUAACCACGCUGGAGGUGCAAAAUAGUUCAAAUAUGACAUGUAUAAAGUUUUGUACAUGACGAUAAGCUGUGUGCAGAAAACAAAAACAAAAGUGACCUAUGAAGCUCAUCUAAAUAAAACUACAGAAUUUUCAAAUCACAGUAGCUUUAUUCAUCUUGGUUAAGUAAGGACCAAUGGAAAGCCCUGGGCACCAAGGUAGUAUCCAGGGGACUUCAUCUUUUAGUUUGAAUACUUUGAAAUUACUUAUUGUAGUAAAGCUGCAUAAACCAGGCAAUUAAAAAACAUUCCAGGAACAUUAAAAAAUAAUAAUAAGUCACACGCUAGGCAUAUGAGCCCUUUCUGGGCUUUUAGUGGAGUGUUUGAGCAUUUGAACAAUCACAUGACAGCUUACAGAAUUUUUUUGUAAGCAAUGUUGCUGCUGCUAUGAAUUUAAUUGGGACAUCUGUAGCCUUCCUUGCUCCAGAAUGUGGUGAAACUUUGAAGUCCAGAUUGAGAUUAGACUCUAACAAGAUUAAACUCAUAACUUCCAUCAGGGGAGAUGUAGAACGUAUACCCUUUAAUGAAUCCUUUAUAAAAAGUCAAAACCUUUUUUGGUUUUUUGGUUUUUUAAAUUCUCGCUGUGGCAUACUGUUUGUUUGCAGUUCUUCUGUUGGAUGUGCACUUCCACGAAGACGGUGUUGUGCAUAUAUUACAAUUGGAAUGAUAUUUAUCUUCAUUGGAGUUGGAUUAACUGUGAGUAAUCUAAAUUAAAUCAGUAAUGGUAUCCUGCAGUUGAACACAGCUACUGGUAUUGUUAAGGUAAAGGUAAAGGUACCCCUGCCCAUACAGGCCAGUCGUGUCCGACUCUGGGGUUGCGUGCCCAUCUCGCUUAAGAGGCCGGGGGCCAGCGCUGUCCGAAGACACUUCCGGGUCACGUGGCCAGCGUGACAAGCUGCAUCUGGCGAGCCAGCGCAGCACACGGAAACGCCGUUUACCUUCCUGCUAGUAAGCAGUCCCUAUUUAUCUACUUGCACCCGGGGGUGCUUUCGAACUGCUAGGUUGGCAGGCGCUGGGACCGAGCAACGGGAGCGCACCCCGCCGCGGGGAUUCGAACCGCCAACCUGACGAUCAGCAAGUCCUAGGCGCUGAGGUUUUACCCACAGCGCCACCCGCGUCCCUACUGGUAUUGUAGUGGUGCAAAAAAUUGGGACUCUUUGCUUAUGUGUCCUAAAGGAAUUCAUAAGCUGGUGUGUAUCAAAAUGUAUUUUAUAAGCCUCAUUCCUACAUUUCAUAUUAUCAUGCAUGGCAUCAUAAUGCUGCAAAAUAGUCUUAGAAUAAAAAUGGAAAACUUUUCUGUGUCAUUGGGAAAGGCCCCUAGUGUGACCCAAACUACACACUGCAACAGCUGACUCAUGUUUUUCCCCAGUGGUAUUCCCCAGUCAAAUUUAAAUUGGAUCCGGUGUUGUGGUUUAAAGCAGGGAUGGGUAGCUUUACUGCGUGUCAGCUGAGCAGCUCAACAAAGCCCACUGCCCCUCUGUGUCAGUUCUGCAGCUUGAGGUACUCACCCCGAUUUAAAGUGUCAAAAGGGUAUUGAAGCACUGCUGGGGAAAAGAUAGCAGGGGCAAGGAUUUUGUCUUGUACAUUCCACACACAGCUCAAGGAACAUGUGGUGAUGGUGGAUCUAUGCUCAAAUACCUGGCUUUAUCACCACUGUAUGUAGUUUGGGGCUAUCUCUAUCCUCAGUCUGUCCAGAUGGGUAUCCCUUUCCUUGCCCACAUUGCCAGGAGGGAGAUAUUGAAUAGCUUUCAACAUAUGUAGUCAUUGGAGAUUUAAAAUAACCUUUCUUUUGUUUAGAUAACUUCUGCUGUGAUUUGUGCACACAGAUGCUCAUGCCCUUGGUGAUGUCAAUCUAAACAAAGAAAGUGCAGCCAGUGUGUUGAAUGCAGAAAAAAUGUGGUUCCUGGCUUCCUUAAAUUCUAUUUUGAUCACGAAAAGGAUCAAUAGCUAUAGAGUUACAGUUAUGUCCAUUUUCAUCUUAUUUGUGCCUUGUUGCAUAAAUUCUCCCAUGAUACUUGGAACUGUAGUAGGAACUUGCUGCACUGAUGUAGGCUGGAGUUUUAUACACACUUAACUUAGGAGCAUGUCCGUCUGAACUUAGAAAACAAGCAUAUGCAAGAUUGGACUGCAGAUGUGCAUGGAAGUACUUCUUUACUCCUGGGAAGCUGUGACCUAACUGUGAAAGGGCAACAUCCCCCGAAAGAUUUUAUGGUAACUUUAUAGUGCACUGUUCCCAAAUGAACAAAGUUACAUAUAUAUUGACCCAAGAGGUGAUUCCCCACAUUGUCUACUAUGCAUGCAAAUAUGCUCCCUCGGCCUGAAGUGAGAUGAGUGCCAAAUCCCAUAGUUGCCUUUGACUGGACUCAACAGUCCAGGGGUCCUUUACCUUUUACCUAUAUAUUUUAUGAAUGACAUUUAACCCAUUGAAGACAGCAGCAGGAAUUGCUAUAUUGCAAAGCUCUGUUAAAGGCAAGGCUUUGAGGCAAGAACUGUAGCAGGAAUAGCAGAGUUCCUCAAAAAAGGGAGCUGGAAUAUUAGAUUCUCAUCCCCCCCAACCAAAGUUUUUCUUUUUUAAGAAGAGCGAGUAUAUUCCAAAACAAUAAAUGUAAGUUGUAAAAUAUAGCUUUAAAAUGGUAACUUUUAAUGUCCAAUUUAUUAUUUUAUUUCACAAUUAAAAUACAAAAUUUGUGGUGAUCAGGGUUGCAUUUAUUGUUACACUAAAUAUGAUGGCAAGUACACCUCCAGCAAACUUUUAGAAUUGUUUAUGGUGUAAUUAUUAUGGACAUCUCAGUAAGUUUGACCAAUCAUAUACCCUAUACAGUACUUCCAUUGUUUAGAAUGUAAUUGGUGUUCUGUGUCUGUUGGAAAACAGCAUGUUCUUUUGGGUAAAAACUAAAAAAAAAUUCCUGGUAACUUACUGAGUUACUCUAUGGCAAUAGAUUUCUGAUGUGCUAAUAGGAUAAGGCUAUCUGUGUCCCAAAUAAAUUAACUCAGAACAGACUGCAAUUGCUUCAGAAACCUAUAAGGUUGUGUUAUUUCCCCCCCUUUAAGUAUUAAUUUUAUACCAAUUGUUAAUGCUUCACCUUAAAGAUUUAAAUGAUACUUAUUAAUUGGUGUUCUUUUUAUUUUUAACAGGUUGGUACGCAAGAUUUUGCCAGAAACUUUCAUGCCACUUAUGUUUCUUGGGCUAUUGCUUACCUCUUAGGCUUGGUCUGCCUAAUUCGAGCCUGCUACUGGGGAGCCAUAAAAGUCAGUUAUCCAGAACACAGUUUUGCAUAGACUCCUUAUGCUUUCUUAUAGAAAAUGGAGAUUUCUAGAGGGUCUGAUAAUAUGAACUGAGUAACUUAAAUAUUUUUGCUUUUAAUAUUUCCAUUCUGUUACAGAUAGUUAUAAGGCUGGGGAUCCUUUAAGAACAAAUGUUCAUUGCACUACAUUAUAUGCAAAUAAUUUGUUUUGCUGCUAGAUUCCCAACCUCUGAAUACUAAAGCUUUGUUUACACUAUCAUACAUCUGUCUUAAAAGUACUGUUGAAUUCAAUUCCAACUACAGUAUUCUUUUACUAUAUUAAACAGUCUGUGCCAUUUGAGAUGAGUAUGUAAAAGCAAGGUGUUUGAGUUUCUACAAUUGCUUCACAUUUGUAUGUACACUUACAAACUGUAUCAAAGCAGCCUGCUUUAAAAUUUUAAGCAAUAAGCAUUUUGCUUUAACUGCUUACUGUAACUUCUACUUAAGAACAAAGUGAUCUUACUAAGUGUGCAUCAUUUUGAAGAAUGGAGCUUUUGCUAGGGUGUCACCAUUUGUAAACACAGUAUGCUUUCAAAUUUCCAAGUCAAGGUGUAAUAUUUUGGUAGUCCAUCUUAAGAAAAAUGUUAAUUUAAACACAAUUAAAAUUCAGCUUGGAUAAUUUUUUCUUUCUUUCUUUCAAGGACCCUGGCACUUAAUAUUUUUUAUCUUUUUACAGGCAAAGCCAUGAUUGGAUUAAAGGAACUUAAUUGCUAGCAAUUUGUAUGAGUUCCUUUACAGGGUCUAAGUAAGGGAAGCAUUUGAUAUGACUUGUUUUAUAAAUUUAGAUGAGUAUAGGGUGAUGUUGGGUUACCUCUCAGUUUGCUUGGAUUGUGGUUUAUUUUCCAUAAUAGGAAAAUAAUUUUCCAGUCCAGUCACUGCAAAGGGAAAUAUAGCUUUACACUAACUAAUAGGAAAUGAAAUAGAGUAAACAGUUACUCUGAUCAUUCCAUAGAUGUAUAGCUGGUUAGUAUAACACUGAAAACUAGUUGAACAACUAAAGAUGAUUUUCUUGAGGUCACAAAUAAAUUAUGGGGACCAGUUAUUGCACUGCCCAUCUUUGAAGUUUUACACAAAGUGUUUUUUAAAAUUCUGAAGGAAUACCCUGAGCCCUUUAGAUUACAGUAGUCCUUAGAUAAUGGGAGUUGAGGUUAGAUAAAUGUGAAUGUUCCAGGGUUGUGCAUAAUAUUUUCAAUGAUCUAUAUUCCUGUUUGGGGGCAAAGUGAUGCUUGGGUGAGGAUUUGGAGCACAAUAAAUGUAUCCUUCAAACUGUAAAUGAAAGUCUUUGUAUAAUGUUAAAUGUACAAAAGCAGUAGCUCAGGAUUACCAUGUACCUUUUAAAAUACACUAAUAAAGAUUAUUAUUCAAAGCUA